AUGUGGCGACUUCUCGGCUGGUCCUCCAAGACGGACACAGAACCCCCUCGCAGCCUGCCAGCAUCAUGGUACCGCUCCGAAGCCUUGUACCAGCUAGAGCGGCGUGCCAUCUUCUCCAAGCGCUGGAUACUGCUUACCCAUUCCACCCGCUUCUCCAAAGCAGGCGACUACCUCUCCUUCACCAUCGCCGACUUCUCCUUCUUCCUCGUCCGUGACCGCGACGGCGCCAUCAACGGCUUCCACAACAUCUGCCGCCACCGCGCAUACCCCGUCGUGCCGAACCGCGAGGGAACAGCCUCAAUCCUCUCCUGCAAAUACCACGGCUGGUCCUACGGCCUCAAGGGGAAUCUCUCCAAAGCACCCCGCUUCGAAACAGUCCCCGACUUCGAUAAAUCCCAACACUCCCUCCUCCCAGUCCACGUCCACAUCGACCACGUCGGCUUCGUCUGGGUAAACCUCCAAGCCGGGGAACCAGACGUGAAAUGGAAAGACGAGUUCCAAAGCGUCGACACCGAGCCGCGCAUGCAGGGGUUCGACUUCUCAUCCGGCGGGUACAAGUUCGACCACACCUGGGAAAUGGAUGUUGAUUCGAACUGGAAGCUCCAGAUUGAGAAUUACAACGAGUGUUACCACUGCGCCACCACUCAUCCGCUUAUCAAUGGCGUUACGGAUAUCCCGCGGUACCGGGUUGAGCCGAGCUCUAAUGCGAGAUAUAUGGAGCAUCAUAUUGUCAAUAAAGGGGCGACGGAUCAGCAGUUCCAGCGCGCAAUCACGUAUUUCUUUCCGACGACGUCUGUGACUGUUACGAACAAAUUCUUUUACAUCCAGCGUAUGCUCCCGGUCACAGCUACAACAAGUAAGAUCGAGAAUGAAGUGUACAGACACAGCUCUGCGACAGACGAGGAGUUCAGCGGGAUCCUUGCGUUCUACCGGCAGGUCCUGACUGAGGAUCGGGAGCUCUGUGAGGGUGUUCAGCGCAGUCUUCGGACGGGUAUCUUCAUGAAUGGAGAGCUGCAUCCUGAUAAGGAGAAGGGCCCGAUUCGGUUCCAGAAUGCUUUGAGGAAGAUGGUUAUGGAGCAUCAGCAGAAGGAGGCGAGUGCCGGGGCGGAAAUUUGGCCGGCUGUACCGAAGGUGGUUGGCGGUGCGAUGACGGGCAAGUUGAGUGAGGAGGUGAGGUUUUGCUCGCAGUUGGACAGAGAGAGUUGUGGAAGGAGGGAGGAGCUGAGUUGGUGA
Aspergillus versicolor CBS 583.65 is the source of this 1233-nucleotide messenger RNA. RefSeq names its product aromatic ring-hydroxylating oxygenase subunit alpha. The transcript is spliced from 2 exons. Bases 1 to 1233 code for a protein of 410 amino acids. The record is from RefSeq and is a predicted model, not a curated record. Gene Ontology annotation, molecular function: 2 iron, 2 sulfur cluster binding; iron ion binding. Lineage: Eukaryota; Fungi; Ascomycota; Eurotiomycetes; Eurotiales; Aspergillaceae.